Messenger RNA from Elaeis guineensis (African oil palm), 2249 nucleotides. RefSeq names its product probable glycosyltransferase At5g03795. Gene Ontology annotation, molecular function: glycosyltransferase activity. The record is from RefSeq and is a predicted model, not a curated record. NCBI's taxonomy places the organism in Eukaryota, Viridiplantae, Streptophyta, Magnoliopsida, Arecales, Arecaceae.
UCCCUUCCCCCACCUCAUUCUCUCUUCCCUCUGUUCCUUUCUUCUUCUUCUUCUUCUUCCUUACAUUCGUGAUUCCGCGGUUGCGCCACCGGCCAUGGCUGCCUCCCUCAAGACCGCCGCCGUCGACCUGAAGGCGGCUGCCGCCCGCCGCCUCCGCCGCAGCCGACCCGCCGCGACCAGCUGGAAGAGCCGGAUCCUGGCCGUCGCUCUGCUCGCCACCGCCAUCACCGCCAUCCUCACCGCCGUCGACCCCUUGUCCCCCACCAUCAGUUUCCUUUUCCCUCCGUCCACCUUCUCUACUUCCUCCUCCGCCUACGCCGAUUCCUCGAAAUCCCUUCUCUCCGCCUCCCCUCUUCCGCCUCCUCUUAUUCGCCGGCCAAUUCCUAAACGAACAGGCUCUCGUCCUCCUCCAAUCCGGAAUCGUGGUUCCAAAGGCGUAAAUUCUGGUGCUGGUGAUGCGGAGGAACCUUAUUUGUUGAUGUCACCGGAUGAGCAACUCAGGUAUGCCAAGAGGGAGAUUGAGAAUGCCCCUUUAGUUGUGGAUGAUCCGGAGUUAUUUGCCCCGUUGUUUCGAAAUGUAUCAGUUUUCAAGAGGAGCUAUGAACUGAUGGAAAGAAUUCUGAAAGUUUAUAUCUAUGAGGAUGGGCCAGCACCCAUUUUCCACACUCCAGAGCUUCAAGGCAUCUAUGCUUCUGAAGGAUGGUUCAUGAAAUUGAUGCAGGAGAACUGGCGAUUUGCAGUGACAAAUCCAAGCAAAGCUCACUUAUUCUAUCUUCCCUAUAGUUCGCACCAGCUAGGACUUACUCUCUACGUGCGUGAUUCACAUAACUUGAGGCCAUUAUCACUCUUCUUGAGGGACUAUGUGAACAUGGUUGCUGCCAAAUAUCCUUUUUGGAAUCGAACUAGAGGAGCAGAUCAUUUUCUAGUUGCUUGCCAUGAUUGGGGGCCUUACACAACAACAGCACAUGAAGAGCUGCGUGAAAACACCAUCAAAGCUUUAUGCAAUGCAGAUGUUUCAGAGGGAAUUUUUGUUCGUGGGAAAGAUGUGUCACUCCCUGAAACAACCAUCAGAUCACCAAAGAACCCUCUCAGAAAUGUAGGUGGUGGAAAACCUGUUUCCAAGCGUUCUUUUCUUGCAUUCUAUGCUGGGAACAUGCAUGGGAGGGUCAGACCCAUCCUGAACAAGUAUUGGGGUGAUGAUCAAGAUAUGAGAAUCUACCGUCGCCUUCCAAACAGGGUAUCCAAAAAUAUGUCAUACGUCCAACACAUGAAGUCAAGCAAGUUCUGCAUCUGUCCUAUGGGCUAUGAGGUAAACAGCCCAAGGAUUGUGGAGGCUAUAUAUUAUGAGUGUGUUCCAGUGAUCAUAGCAGAUAAUUUUGUGCUUCCUUUCGAUGAAGUGUUAGAUUGGAGUGCUUUUUCAGUUGUUGUAGCAGAGCAGGAUAUACCUGACUUGAAAAAUAUUCUUUUAGGAAUUCCACUCAGGAGAUAUAUGUCCAUGCUUUAUUGUGCAAAAAUGUUGCAAAAGCACUUCUUGUGGCAUGCCAAGCCACUGAAGUAUGACAUUUUUCACAUGAUUCUGCAUUCAAUUUGGUUUAACAGAUUGAACCAGAUUCAACUUCGGCAGUAACAAUAUUUGCUGCAAUAAUUCAUGCAAGCUUAUCAAGUUAGACUAUCAUUGUUUAAAGAUGAGAACUUGGUUGUCAUCUUGAACCACGAGGAGACUACUUACUACUUGGUAUGCUGAUUGGUGAAGAUGAUUUGAGUCAAAGCCAUCCUUGAUGCAAAAAAUCUGAUCUAUAUAAAUUUGUUUCAAGUCUUCUUCCACCUGGCUGACUGGCUGACUUUCAUAGUUGAAGAUCCAGAGGUUUGAACGCAAAUGUUUCUCCAAUGAGAACAGGCAAUCAGAAUUGGGAAAUUCACUUCAGGUUUAUUUUCCCUAGUUUGAUGGAAAGAGUGGGAUGCCACCCGACUUUAUUGAGAGGACUUUUUGCAGGUCUAUUAUUUUUUAGAAUUUUUUGUAAACAGAAGAACGGAAGAGCACCAAGAAAUAAUCCACAACUCAAGUCAUUCUUCUCCAACACUUGUGGAAUAAGAAGAGAGAUUGUAAAAUUUGUACUCUUACCUUAUUCAAGCAUUCUUUCAAGAAUAAUUCCCAUUGUACAUCGCACAUAAAAGUUAGUGCGUGAUUCUUUUGUAACUUCUGGAGUGAAUGCCAUUUUGGCAAUAUCUAGGACAGUAUCAUCACUGAA